Messenger RNA from Acaulospora morrowiae, 360 nucleotides. Lineage: Eukaryota; Fungi; Glomeromycota; Glomeromycetes; Diversisporales; Acaulosporaceae. The record is from the annotation of a GenBank genome assembly.
GAGUCUAACCCAUCUAAUUUGGAUAUAUGUCAUGAUUUGAUAACCUUCACAUCACCCAUUCCUGCUAAAACCAUAUUAUUGAAAGAGAAGGAAGAAAAUGAAUUCCCAGAUUCAAAGCCUAUAAGAAAAAGGAAACAGAUCAAACUCCAGCAGAAAUUGUCCAAUACUUUUUUGGAGCCAAGUUCACAAGAUCACUCUAUAUCAAAAAAUAUUAAACCUGGACAUAUUAUGGAAUAUAUGGGAUUGAUGUUAUGUGACACAACCAUAGAUGCCGAAGAUCGAGCUUUCAAGGCUAAUCAGGAAGAAAUUAUGUGUUGGUCUCUUUAUGCAGGAGUUUUGAAUUUCAAGUUGAUAAGAUGA